AUAUACUGUUAGGGUAACAGAAAAACAUCAUCACUUGAGUGUAUGAUAUGUAAAGAUCAACGUGCUGCAGUAAUAAUAAUAAUAAUAAUAAUAAUCGUAAUGGUCUUAAAGAAAAACAGUAAAAUUUGUUAUGCUGUAUAAAAAUGUGUUAGAUAGGUCGAGUGUUAAGCACCUAUAAAGUUGAUAAUCAUCAUGAUAUCUGUCUGUUGAGGUGUGUAAUACUACUAUUCUCAGGUUUCAAAUGGAUCCUCGAAACUGUGAUGAAUACUAAGUUUACUAAUUUGUCUUUCAAGUUGUUACUCAUGGUAGACUGACAUCACUCCUACAGGGGUUGAACGCCACACUUUCAGGUUCCGUGGCCAACACGUUACCAUUGAUCCAUAUAACCUACUUCUGUUAGCUCAUGAUAUAACACAACCACCAACCAAUGUCAUCGUUGAGUAACUCUCCUCAUGACCAUCAGGCUCUUCCCCAUUGGUCACGACUUCUCAUUGGGAUAUUGGGAAUCACCUCUAGAAGCUAGUCACCAAUAAGGUAACAGAAAUUGGACUAAACAGUGCUCUCAGGUUUCCUUUGUUGCUUCAGCUGAUGUCAAUCUACGCUCAAAGUCAAUGUGAGGCAGUUUCUCUCUAACAUUUCUCUGUUCCUCUUCUUUUACUUGUUAUAGUUGUCCUAGAUGAGGAUAAACGUCUAGCUAAACGUCGUCUGAUCGAAGCAAACAGAGCACGUAAACGAGCAGAAGCCGCCGCCGCCGCAGCAGCAGCAGCGGCAACGGUGUCAGUAACAUCAACUGGAAUUGUAUCUAUCUCAGAACCAUCAAAUAACAUUUCAAGUGUUAUCAAUCCAAAUUUAUCAUCUACAUAUCAAGUACUUUACAAUCAACCAACUACUGUGAUGAAUAAUCUUUCUACACCGGUUAUCAUGUCAGCUAUUCCUCAUCAGCCUACAUUUCAUUCUAAUAUCCUUUUUACAAAUCAAUUUACAGUGAAUUCAACUCCUAUUGAACAGUAUACAUCAAUUACAAAUCAAACUUAUCCUAUACAAACAAAUGAUACUGUUUAUCCAACUAUUAAUUCAUCAAUACAAGGAAUGAUACAUUCAUGUUUAAAUGAAAAACAAUUACCAAGUGUAUCAAACCAUGUAUAUUGGCAACCGAUAUACACUAAUUCUAAUGGUAAUUGUAUCGAUAAUCUAUCAUCGAAUAAUAUUCAAUUAACAUCAUAUUCUUUAGAAAAUAAUAUUUUAUUGAAUGCUAAACAAUCUAAUGAAGUCGAAGAAAAUCAACCAGUUCAAAGGAUAGAAUCAUUACCUAACACUAUUGAUAACCAUCAUGUAUUGAAUGUUAAGACUAUAAAUGAUGAGAUUAUCAUGUCUAAAAGUGUAGAAAUUGAUGAACAAUAUAAAAGUUAUUCAUCUAUAAGUUUAGAUAAAAAUCAAACAUUAUCCAAUAAUAAUCAAUCGAUAAUUAAAGAUGAUACAUCAUUAACUAAGCAUAAUAAUAAUAAUAAUAAUUGUUUCAUUAGUAUUGAUAUUGGUGAAACAUUAACUAAUGAUUGUCCUUGGACAAUUGAAGAUAAUAAUAUGAUUGAAUCUAUUGUACAAGCAUAUAGUAAUAUGUUAAAUACGAAUUUUCAACAAAAAGAUAACAGUGAAGAUGUGGAUAAAGAUCCUGAGAAAGUGUUCUAUACACCAACAGAUUCAAAGAUUACCUCACUUAUUGAACCAAUGAUUGCUUCACUUGUUGCAUUCGCCAGAUUAGUUCCUGGAUUUGAAUUAUUGGAUGCUAAUGAUCAAACACGUUUACUACGUGGAUGUUGUUUAGACAUUAUAACUUUACGUGCUGCAUAUCUGCUAAGUCGUAUAGCUAUUUCACUUGGUAUUAUUGAAUCGAAUGGAUAUAAUAAAACACAAUUUAUGAAUACUACAGUGUUAGAUUCAACGGAUCCUAUUUCAGUAUCCAGUACAACAUCAAAUCAACAACAUGGUAUGAUAACAAUAAUUCCAAAUAAUAUUUAUCCUCAACUUGGUACAUCGAAUGCAAAAUGUGCUCAAAUGAUACGUGGUGUUGCUUUAAAAUUGGCACGUCUUGAAAUUGAUCAAACUGAAGUUGCUUUAAUGACAGCUAUAUUGUUAAUGUCUCCGGAUCGUUUUGGUUUAACGGAUUGUGAAACUGUUGAACAUACUCAAGAUAUUCUAUUGGAGACAUUUAAUAGAUAUGCUAAUCGUAUACGUAAGUUACGGUCUCUACGAUUUCAGUCAAAUCGUCCAUUAUCAAAUUUACACCACCACCACCACCACCACCACCACCACCACCAACAGCAACAACAACAACAACAGCAACAACAUUGGCCAAGAAUUUUAAUGGCUUUAACUGAAUUACGUUCAAUUACAUUGUGCAAUCAAGGUUUAUUUGUUGAAAAAGCAUAUUGUACAACAAUUGAACAGUUACCAUGGUAUUUUCGUGAAUUAUUUGCUGGUGAUUUUAUUCUUCAACAAACUAAUCGUUUCAAUUGAAAUUAAAGCGCCUUUUAUAAGUAUAAUUAAGUAAUUAAUUUAUUCUACCUCAUAAGAUAUUCAUUCAUUAGAUAGGCGUUUGAAAUUUUCAUUACUGAUUGAUUUUCUUUUCCAGCUUUCUCCACCUUCCUCUUCUCUUUGAAGUUUUCUUCUCUUCUACAUAUCAUUGUGUAAAAUGUUUGAUGAUAAACCGAUAGGCGUGGGGGGGGGACGGGGGAUAGUAUUUUGCCAUGUAUGUUUUCACUUCUUAAAUAGGAAAUUGUUCAACUCCAUACUUUCUCCCUUUCUACUCUAGAUUAGUUGCCAUGUGUGUGUGCGUGAUUUAUGCGUUAUAGGAUAUUAUCAGUAGAAUAUUUCUUCAUUCAAGUACUUAUUGAAUCAUAUAUAAAGGUGUGUCAUCUAGCCAAUUAGCUUCUACAUCAUUUAAUUUAUCUCUUUAUCAUUACUUUCAUAAAUAAACAUACAUACUCAACAAUACUACUAAUAUCAUUAUCAGUAGUACUAGUAGUAGUAUUAGUAGUAGUUAUCAAAACUAAUAAUAGGACGUAAUAUACUCUUUUUUUGUUGUUGUUGUUGCUUAUUUUUAUCACCUUAGUAUUCUCUUUUAUUGCCAAUUGAAAAGCUUUUUCGAAAAAAAAUUUAUUGAUUAUUCGUUAAGUCGUAGUCCGCGGAGUUCUUACUUUGUGUUCUGUUAUUCUUGAUUUAGAAAACAAUUUUGCAUGUGUGAUUUUGAAGUGAAGUUUAUACACUAAUGAUCAACUUUUUUGUUUUGUUUUGUGAUUUUGAAUAAGUAAACAUCAACUUAAUCGGUGAUAUACAAAAGUUCUUGUCUUGUUCUUAUUUCGUUCUGUUAUUUACUGUAAAUAUAUGAAUAUACACUGUGGAGAUGUAAUGUGUAACAGUGGUGGUGACAGGAUUCCCCUUUGUAUGUUAGUGUAUGUAUUAAGGUGUUCUGUUUUGCUUACUAUUAUUAUUAUCAUUAUUAUGUAAUAUCUCCUUCUCUUAAAAUAUGAUUCUACUGUUCCCUUGUGUUUUAUAAGAGAGAAUGUAGUUCCGUUUAAGAUGUGAAUACAACAGACAAAUGAAAAAACCAGUGGUGUUGCAUAUUUUCGUCUGGUUUUCAUAUUUUUCGCUUUAAUCUCCUCUUUUUGCUUUUUUUUGUUCCAUGUAUAAACGUACAGGCAUAACAUCUUUUGAUCCAUCUCUCUGUCUUCCCCCCCUUUCUCUUUCAUUUUCCUAACAGAAUUCACUUUGCUUUCAU
Molecule: messenger RNA, 3775 nt
Organism: Heterobilharzia americana
Lineage: Eukaryota; Metazoa; Platyhelminthes; Trematoda; Strigeidida; Schistosomatidae
Source: the annotation of a GenBank genome assembly